This is a messenger RNA of Iphiclides podalirius (scarce swallowtail), 549 nucleotides long. NCBI's taxonomy places the organism in Eukaryota, Metazoa, Arthropoda, Insecta, Lepidoptera, Papilionidae. The record is from the annotation of a GenBank genome assembly.
AUGCUACAGCAGUUCCUACGGGCUGGUAAAACACAUACGACAUACCCGCGGCAGCCGAAGGGGCUCCGAGCGCCGAGUUCAGUAAUUACUUACGAGGCGAGCGCCCGCGCCGCCAUUGGCCGCCUCAAUAGAGAUCGGGCGAGGCCGCGCCGUGGACCGCAAAGCGACGCGCAAAAAAGCACCGAACCAUACGGCCGGGAAGCGUUUUUACGGCUUCGGGAAGAUUCGUUGAAAUUUUGUCAUGUCUUUGUGACGAAUAAAUACGGGACAUAUCCGAACAACACGUGGAAACGUGGUAACCCCACCACUACCUGGGCCGUCGGCGCGGACGGCGCUCGCGUCCGCAGCAAUUAUUGCCCGCUGACAGGUUUUAGCGCGCCCGCGACCGAUUUACGGUUAUUCGCGCGGCUCGAUUGCGCCGUCCGUCGCUGGGGACUGCGAAACAGCGUUGCUCUACAAACUAGGACGGUGCUGGUCAGCCAGAAACAAGCCCGUGCACUGACAGAUCCGCAAGUGGAGCGAUUAGUAUACACAACACGCGGGGCCAGC